Molecule: messenger RNA, 2677 nt
Organism: Sphaeramia orbicularis (orbiculate cardinalfish)
Lineage: Eukaryota; Metazoa; Chordata; Actinopteri; Kurtiformes; Apogonidae
Gene: tyr
Product: tyrosinase
Exons: 5
Coding region: 371-1993 (540 amino acids)
Biological process (GO): pigmentation; melanin biosynthetic process
Molecular function (GO): tyrosinase activity
Source: RefSeq, a predicted model, not a curated record
UUGUUAGAGGGCUGGCCCUAAACCAGCUCAAUGAGUUGGGAGAGAACGGGAGACUGUUGGUUGGGUGUAAGACGAAGAAGAGAGUAGACGGAGGUUGGGGGUCUGUGGUAGCAGAGUAGAAGGCCAAAACCAUCUAAAUACAGGUGUCUGUGCAGAGUACAGUUUUGUCUGUGGAAGUUGAGAGCAGGCUGAAAGUGCAGGUGUAUUUUUUCAUCACCUUCUGGAGAUUAGAAGUAACUAGAAAAGCAGCUCUUCACAACAUUUUGUCUGUAAAUCAUCUUAUCUCUGGUGCUUUUGCUACUGUUUUGUGAGGCAUCCAGUUCUCAGGUUGUGGUUUUUGUCAACACUGGAGGGGCUUUAACUGUCCAUCAUGAGGAGCCUGUGUGUGUCUGUAGUUCUGCUGCAGAUCCUGGGGUCUUGUAUGUGCCAGUUCCCUCGUCCUUGUGCCAACUCAGAGGGACUUCGGACCAAAGAGUGCUGCCCCGUGUGGGAAGGUGACGGCUCAGCGUGCGGGGCCCUGUCAGGCCGAGGCUUCUGUGCUGAGGUGGUGGUCUCAGAAGAGCCCCACGGCCCCCAGUACCCACACAGUGGGAUUGACGACAGAGAGCGCUGGCCUUUAGCGUUCUUCAACCGGACUUGUCGUUGCGCCGGAAACUAUGGGGGCUUUAACUGUGGGGAAUGCAGGUUCGGUUACUGGGGGUCAAACUGUGCUGAGUACCGGGAGUCGGUUCGUAGAAACAUCCUGACCCUGUCGACCUCUGAGCAGCAGAAGUUCCUCUCCUACCUGAACCUGGCAAAGAACACCGUCAGCCGCGACUAUGUCAUCUCCACAGGCACUAGAGCCGAGAUGGGUGAAAAUGGAGAAAACCCCAUGUUCUCUGACAUCAACACCUAUGACCUGUUUGUCUGGAUGCAUUACUACGUGUCCAGGGACGCUUUCUUGGGAGGACCGGGGAAUGUUUGGAGAGAUAUCGACUUUGCCCAUGAGUCUUCAGCCUUUCUGCCCUGGCACAGAGUCUACCUGCUUCACUGGGAGAAUGAGAUAAGGAAGCUGACGGGAGAUUUUAACUUCACCAUUCCAUACUGGGACUGGAGAGACGCCCAGACCUGUGAGGUGUGCACUGAUGCUCUGAUGGGCGGACGGAACUCCCUCAACCCCAACCUCAUCAGCCCUGCAUCCAUCUUCUCUUCAUGGAAGGUGAUUUGCACUCAACCAGAGGAAUACAACAAUCGAGAGGCAUUGUGCAACGGCACAGGGGAAGGUCCACUCUUGCGUAAUCCUGGAAAUCAUGAUCCCAACCGCGUGGCAAGACUCCCCACGACAGCUGAUGUGGACUUCGUAGUGGGCCUCCCUGAAUAUGAGACGGGGCCCAUGGACCGAUUCGCCAACAUGAGCUUCAGAAACGUCCUAGAGGGUUUUGCCAGUCCCACCACAGGUAUGGCCAUUCUGGGUCAGAGCACCAUGCACAACGCCCUGCAUCUCUUUAUGAACGGCUCCAUGUCCUCAGUGCAGGGAUCAGCCAAUGACCCCAUUUUCCUCCUGCACCAUGCUUUCAUCGACAGUAUCUUUGAGCGCUGGCUGAGGACCCAUGAGCCUCCUAGGACUCUCUACCCACAAUCCAACGCUCCCAUUGGCCACAACGAUGGUUACUACAUGGUGCCCUUCCUGCCCCUGUACAGAAAUGGAGACUAUUUCCUGUCCAACAAGGCCCUAGGAUAUGAAUAUGCUUAUCUGCUCGACCCUGGUCAGAGGUUCGUCCAGGAGUUCCUGACACCUUACCUGGAGCAGGCUCAGGAGAUCUGGCAGUGGCUCCUCGGAGCGGGCCUCCUCGGUGCAGUGAUUGCUGCAAUUAUUGCUGCAGUGAUUGUUGUUGCAAGAAGGAAAUGGAAGCGUAGCCAAAGGAGAAAGAGAGCAUCAAGCUAUGGAGAGAGACAACCACUGCUGCAGAGCAGCUCAGAGGAUGGUUCAGCUUCAUAUCAGACCAAUCUGUAGCACAGCUGGGUUUAAGGUGUUUACUGAGAUCUCUGACUCUGGAGAGGUGCUACCUUACACAUAUCUACUGUGCAGACUUCUGCUGUCAACCAAAUGCAUGAAGAAUCUAAAAAUGUCAUUUCAGAAACACUAAUACAUUCUGAAUGCACAGCUAAACUCAGAUUCCAUGAACAAUUAUUAUGAAAAAAACAAAACAUAAAAAUAACAGCCACAAAAAGUUUUUGAGUUUUUUUCCUUCUGAUCAACACAAACUGACUUCUAAAACACAUUUGCUGUACUUACACAGAUUGUACAAAACAAAUGUUUUGUGAUGCUUGGCUACAUAAGCAAAAGUGAAUUGAAAUAUUUGGAUGGCGGCAGAAGUUAAAAAGACUUUCAGUUAAAUACUACCAGGUCAAAAAAUAUGACAUUUGGAAUUCAGGUGACCUUUUAAGGUUGCACCAGUGGCAGGAAUUUAAUCAGGAAAGUGUCCCUAAUAUUUUAUAAAUUCAUGAACAGGCACAGCACACACAUUACCAGUGUACUGAGAAAGCAAAAAAUGUGAUCGUAUUCCUACCUUGACAACAUUUUAUUAACUCUGUGGUUUAUUUAUUAUUUGAUCAAAUGGAUCUGGAUUCAACUGUGAUUCUGUUUACAAGGCCCACUGUACCGUCUUGCACUAUAGCCUAAGUAGAAAAAAAAAAA